AGUUGACGGUCUUUCUAAUUCAUAUUAUACGCAUGCUCAUUGGUCGGUGUACCAACACACAGACGCUGUGAGCUGUAUGUGACUCGAUUCAAGGCUUUAAAAUGUGAAAUUACGGACGAAAACAAAUCUUGGAAAAUGCGAGCGUUGGUGGUGACAAUAUGGGUCUUCAUAAAUUUAAUAUUUUUUGGCAUGUGCGGGUACAUGUACGUCCUCUGGUCUCAAUACUGGAUGUACAUCGAGAAGGAUGUCUACGCAACAACGAACAACUAUGAACAACAAAUCUAUUCCUAUAAUCGAGGACUGCCACUCAACGACACAUCUAAAUCUGAUCAUAGCCACAAAAGCAACAACACCAAACACCACAGUACUCGCGAUGUUGACAAUGUUACUAUUAUCAAAAAUGCCCGCCCGCGGUUCCCUAAUUUACAGGGGGACGACUUCGUGCUGGACACCCAAAAGUAUACCUGCCUGUUCAACGACAGUACAAACGAAUGUGAUAGCAAAAUCAAGCAAUACAAGGAGAAGAUUCUCAACGAGUUGAAGCGGGUGUUCAUGGACGAGGGCAACGUCCUCAAGUCAGGGUUGGACAAUCAGAACCCAUAUAACGUGCAAUACAAGGGCGCACGUGAGAACCACCUGAAUAAAGACCGUGAGGUGCUCAUGUGCGAAUUCAAGAAAGUCAACGUGAGCACAGCCCGCCGCACACAGGAACCCUUUAGUCGUAACGUGUUCAAAGACUUCAUACCAAAACGCGAUUUUCUCGAAAAUAAGAAGUAUAAGACCUGCGCGAUUGUUGCAAGUAGUGGUUCGUUGGUGAACUCGCGUCUGGGACACUUCAUCGAUAAUCACGACGUUGUGUUGCGGUUUAACCAUGCGCCCACCGACGGGCAUCAGUUGGACGUCGGGCGCAAAACAACAAUCCGCAUUUUGAACUCACAGGUAGUAAGCAAGGAGCGCUUCAAGUUCUUGGAAUCGAAGAUCUACAGGAACAUCACGAUACUGGCGUGGGAUCCCAGUAACUAUACGUCCACACUGGAGGAAUGGUAUCAGCAUCCUGAACAUGACCUUUUCCCCAACUAUUUGACCUUUCGCAGACGUAAUCCUAAGACGAAGGUGUACCUCCUGAAUCCGAAAUCGCUGUGGAACUUGUGGGACUUUUUGCAGCACAAUUCACCGAGCAGACUGAGACGCAAUCCGCCAUCUUCCGGUUUUUUAGGUUUAGCAGUUCUCUUGCCACAUUGUGAUAUAGUGAAUAUGUUUGAAUACAUGCCUUCGAAGCGUGUCACGAAGAAAUGUCACUACUACGACACUGAAGACAAUCCUGCGUGCACCUUCGGCGUGUGGCAUCCAUUGGCGGCGGAAAAACUACUUGCGUAUAGCCUGAAUACUGCCAACGACAAGGCCGUUUUUCACAAUGGUUAUCUAACGAUUCCAGGUUUCGAUAAAGUAUCCUGCUAGCUUUUUGCAUAUCUUAAAACGUCUUUUCGAUAGUUUUAAUUAUCAAUUACGUACGACAUAGUGAUCUCAAAUGUUUACCAAAGAAAAAAAAAACUUACAAUAAUGUAAUUAAUCCUUAAAUAAGAUUAAAGUAUGUAUCAUAGCGUC
Messenger RNA from Dalotia coriaria, 1605 nucleotides. RefSeq names its product beta-galactoside alpha-2,6-sialyltransferase 1-like. NCBI's taxonomy places the organism in Eukaryota, Metazoa, Arthropoda, Insecta, Coleoptera, Staphylinidae. Gene Ontology annotation, cellular component: Golgi apparatus. Gene Ontology annotation, molecular function: beta-galactoside alpha-2,6-sialyltransferase activity. The transcript has 4 exons. The coding region runs from base 136 to 1458 and encodes 440 amino acids. The record is from RefSeq and is a predicted model, not a curated record. Gene Ontology annotation, biological process: sialylation.